AUGGAAAUCAUCCAGAAGAGCGAGGCCUUCAAAAGGGUCGACGGCGAGAUGAAAUUCUCCUAUGUCCGAGUUUUCGUUACGGAAGAUGGCAUCUUAUACACAGGAAAAUGGACGAACCGAUUCGAAUUACCCAAGAAGCUCGACGACCUCCACGAAAUCAAGCAAAUCCCAACUAAGGACAGGGGUCCAGAAGUGAAGAAUCAAGCAUGGUCAGCUGUGUAUAUCAAAACCCCGAGUCUUCUCUCGUAUAUCGAUGGAAACCUUGAAAAGCAGAUCACCCGCGAAGUCGAAACGUGUGAAAUCCUCCGCCGCAAUCCUCAUCCGAAUAUUGCAACAUACUAUGGCUAUAAUGAAAGCAACGGUCGAGUCGCUGGGUUGUGCUUCAAGCGGUAUAAAUCCACGCUACUUGAAGCGGUUAAUCCUCAGUAUCUGGGAAAGGCUGCUUUUCGUUCCAGUGCGCGAGACCUCGUGAGAGAAAAUCUGAUCAGUGGUCUCGAUGGGAUUCUGGCGGGCAUCGGGCAUCUCCACUCGCUUGGGCUUGUUCACAACGAUAUCAAUCCUGCGAACAUCAUGAUCGACGACGAUGACUCGCUUAUCCUUAUUGAUUUUGGUAGCUGUCGCUAUAUCGGAGAGUCCUUGCGCAAUACCGAAACGAAAAGAACGCAUCACUGGCACGACCCUUCUGUUGAUAUCUCGCUCGAGCGAAACGACUUGAACGCUUUCGAGGAUCUACAAAUAUGGUUGGCUGGAUCAGAGGAUGAGAAAUUUCUUUUGAAUGAUGGAAUCAAUGUCAUGUCCGAACGGAUAGAUGAGUGGGUUAUUUGA
Molecule: messenger RNA, 825 nt
Organism: Aspergillus puulaauensis
Lineage: Eukaryota; Fungi; Ascomycota; Eurotiomycetes; Eurotiales; Aspergillaceae
Exons: 1
Coding region: 1-825 (274 amino acids)
Biological process (GO): IRE1-mediated unfolded protein response; intrinsic apoptotic signaling pathway in response to endoplasmic reticulum stress; protein phosphorylation
Cellular component (GO): IRE1-TRAF2-ASK1 complex
Molecular function (GO): protein serine/threonine kinase activity; ATP binding; RNA endonuclease activity
Source: RefSeq, a predicted model, not a curated record